UUAUCUGAAACGCAUGGCCGCAAUGUGCCGCCUGUCAAAGCAGUACAGAUUACCUGCCAGGCGCUUGGCCUCAUGGUCGUUGUCUCGCAGCCAUUCCACCUGCAGGAAAAGACAGACAGAGGGAGGCCGUCCGAUGUCCCACGUCCUCAGCAAUGUGUUACGUACCACUUCGGUGACAUUAUUUUCGUCGACGAUGAGAUACUCGUGGCCCGGGCGAGCCGCGGCGUAGAAGAACUCAAUGGCGGGAUUCGCCCACCUCAAAACAGUCGCACCUAAUGGGGUACGUCAUUAUACAUCAUGUCGUCCGGUGUGACUUACGGAAGUGCUGUUUUCGUCUCACCAAGUCCCAUGAUGUGUUGCAGGUGUCUAGAGUAUGUGUUGGCGAGCUUGCCGGGCAUCGACAACACGUAUUUGAAGUCCGCAACAUGCGAAAUGUUUGCUGAACUGCCAAGGACUUCUCCGCUCGACACGCGAACGAGGUCUUCGUCGCUGAACAUGUGCAAAUCAGCCUAUAAGAUAAAAGUUUGCGGACGUUGCACACCGGUGUCUUGCACUAUUUGCCUGCCCACCCAUUGUUUGAUGACAUCGGCGUUUGGCUGCUGUCCGUCCACCCAGGCGACAUCGAACACAUCUUGCCGACGCGACGCCGUCAACACCAACUUAGCACGUUCAAUGCCACUGAAAUACGGACUGAACAACGAAUGCGCAUGGACAAGCGUGCAGGCAAUCCAGAGCCAGACGUUGUUUUUACCCGCAUGUUCCCCGGUAGAAUGCCUUGGUCGUUCUCCUUUGCCAUGGGUGCGACACGGCGAGCCGCAUCAGCUCCUCCGCCCUGUCGCCCCACAGAGGCUGCAUGAUGUAUCGCUGGCCCUCGGUAGUGUUAGACGCAGACGUGAGAGCACCGAAAUAGAUAUUCGGUGUCAAGAUGCACCCUGCAGAUGACAGGCACAUGACACGAAAUAUCUUGUGCAUGUCCGGCCUACCUGGCAUUUCCUGCAUGCGUUUGACUGGGUCAUCGCGCGUCGAUCGCGUCAUGCACAGGGCGGGGAGGGCCUUCCAGUUGAGGGAGUAGCGCUUCGUGUGCACCUCCUGGUGACGGUGGUAGUGUAGGUGCCCAUGAGUCCUCCUCACACGAGCCCGCAUACGCCUCAGGCUGACCCUGUGACUCGGCCCAUGUGCGCUGGUUCGCGUCGCGUUGGUGGCCAGCAGGACUGUGUCAGAGCCCCCUUUGCCAGCAUGCUGCUCAUUGUCGGAUCUCAGGUAGCAGUUGCGUCCUACGAUCGAAAAGCCGAUGAACAGAGGCGUUCUGUCCGUCUGGUAUCAAGUCGAAUACCAUCUUGUGUCGGGUCGAAGAGGAACAUCAUGUCAGGGAAAUCAUACUGCAAAACACGCAGACGCAUGACCGUCAUGUGAUGGAUCUUAUUCAUUCAGCUGCCUAUGUACCUCUUGCACAAGACUUCGCAUUGUUUCGUCAAACAGGGUGAACCUGAAUAUCUGGUUGCCGUAGAAGUCGUGCACCUGACGGCGAGAGUCACUUCGGAGACCAGUGGAUAUGCGUAUUCAUGUCGCUUCUUCAGUCACCUUAGAGUCAGGCAGAUAGUAGAUCCCUCCCUACCAUGCCCACAUUGCACCAUCCCCGCAACGGGCAUGAAGUUGCACGUUGCGCCGUUUGCGUGUACCUUAUAGAUGUAGACCGCCGCAUGCUGACCUGUCCGCGUCCCUGUAAGACAACAGCACGGAGGCAACAGAUCAUCCCCUUCUUUCCGUAAAUCACCGCAGUAUUCCAGGUCAUCCUGUGAGAUUUCCGCGGAUGCAGAUGAACGGAAUGGGUGGAUCUGCUGGUGAAUCUCCUCGUCAAGUACGUGCCUACAUCACUCAGUCAUAUCCAUUCCGUCGCGUCCGUUUGUCCUCCCACCUCAUUCUUUCCUUACCAGGCCGGAUGGGCAGUGACGAGGCCUAAGCCUAUGAAUGCAAUCGUGAGAAGUCGACUCAUAGUGUCAUAUGGAUGGAUCUUUAGUGCCUCGAAAAAC
Messenger RNA from Vitrella brassicaformis, 2030 nucleotides. The record is from the annotation of a GenBank genome assembly. NCBI's taxonomy places the organism in Eukaryota, Vitrellaceae.